Camelus dromedarius (Arabian camel) is the source of this 6845-nucleotide messenger RNA. It is a transcript of the gene MYO7B, whose product is annotated as myosin VIIB. Gene Ontology annotation, molecular function: protein binding; cytoskeletal motor activity; ATP binding. The record is from RefSeq and is a predicted model, not a curated record. The transcript has 48 exons. The coding region runs from base 176 to 6607 and encodes 2143 amino acids. Lineage: Eukaryota; Metazoa; Chordata; Mammalia; Artiodactyla; Camelidae. Gene Ontology annotation, cellular component: cytoskeleton; myosin complex.
UCUGCCAUUUCCUCUUGGAGCCCUUCUGCCUCUUCCUCCUCUCUCGUGCUCUCCCACACGCCCAGAGCCCGGGCACCGCCUCCUGGCCUCACUCUUUCAGGGUGCCCGGGGCGGAGGGGAAGGCAGUCAGCAAGACCCCCAUCCCGAUGAGGCUGUGAGCAACGGCUGCCCCAGGAUGUCGGGCGUACGACUGGGUGACCAUGUGUGGCUGAACCCCACCUCUGCCAACAAGACCUGUGUGGCCAUCGGGGGCAUCAUCAGAGAGACGAAGCCUGGCAAAAUCCUGGUUGAAGAUGAUGAGGGCAAGGAACACUGGAUCCGGACAGAGGACCUUAGCACCCUGAGCCCCAUGCACCCCAACUCGGCUCAGGGCGUGGAUGACAUGAUCUGCCUGGGGGACCUGAAUGAGGCGGGCAUGGUGCACAACCUCCUGAUCCGCUACCAGCAGCACAAGAUCUACACCUACACGGGCUCCAUCCUGGUGGCCGUGAACCCGUUCCAGGUGCUGCCCCUGUACACUGCGGAGCAGGUGCAGCUGUACUACAACCGCCACGUGGGCGAGCUGCCGCCGCACGUCUUUGCCAUCGCCAACAGCUGCUACUUCAACAUGAAGAAGGACAGGAGGGACCAGUGUUGCAUUAUCAGCGGUGAAUCUGGGGCGGGGAAGACAGAGACCACCAAGCUCAUCCUACAGUUCCUGGCCACCGUUAGCGGCCAGCAUUCUUGGAUUGAGCAGCAGGUCCUCGAGGCCAACCCCAUCCUGGAAGCCUUUGGAAAUGCUAAGACGAUCCGGAACGACAACUCAAGCCGCUUCGGGAAGUACAUAGACAUCUACUUCAACUCGAGUGGGGUGAUUGAGGGGGCACGCAUCGAGCAAUUUCUCCUGGAGAAGUCCCGCGUCUGCCGACAGGCCCCGGAGGAGCGGAACUACCACAUCUUCUACUGCAUGCUCAUGGGGAUGAGCGCGGAGGAGAAGCAGCUGCUGGGCCUGGGGACGCCCUCGGAGUACCACUACCUGACGAUGGGCAACUGCACCUCCUGUGAGGGGAUCGAUGACACCAAGGACUAUGCCCACGUCCGCUCCGCUAUGAAGAUCCUACUGUUCUCUGACUCUGAGAACUGGGACCUCAGCAAGUUGCUGGCCGCCAUCCUCCACCUGGGGAAUGUGCAGUUCAUGGCUGCGAUCUUCGAGAACCUGGACUCCUCUGAUGUGAUGGAGACGCUUGCCUUUCCCACUGCGAUGAAGUUACUGGAGGUGAAGGACCAGGCCCUCCGAGACUGUCUGACCAAGCACUCCAUCACCGUCCGUGGGGAGUUUGUCACAAGGCCCCUGAACAUCGCCCAGGCCGUGGACCGGAGGGAUGCCUUUGUCAAGGGCAUCUACGGACACCUCUUCCUGUGGAUCGUGAAGAAGAUCAACACUGCAAUUUUCACCCCACCCACCCAGGACCCCAAAAAUGUACGAAGGACCAUCGGCCUCCUGGACAUCUUUGGCUUUGAAAAUUUCCAGAAAAAUAGCUUCGAGCAGUUCUGCAUCAACCUGGCCAACGAGCACCUGCAACAGCUCUUCGUGCAGCAUGUAUUCACCGUGGAGCAAGAGGAGUACCACUCGGAGAACAUCCCCUGGGAGCACAUCCACUACACGGACAACCGGCCCACCCUGGACCUGCUGGCCCUCAAGCCAAUGAGCAUCAUCUCCCUCCUGGAUGAGGAGAGCCACUUCCCACAGGGGACAGACAACACCUUAGUGCAAAAACUGCAGAGUGUCCACGCCAACAACAAGGCCUUCCUGCAGCCCAAGAACAUCCACGACGCCCGCUUUGGCAUCGCCCACUUUGCCGGCGAUGUGUACUACCAGGCAGAAGGCUUCCUGGAGAAGAAUCGGGAUGUGCUGAGCAGGGACAUCCUCGCCCUGGUCUACUCCUCCCAGAACAAGUUCCUGCAGGAGAUAUUCAGGAUAGAGUCCGCCAAGAACAAGCUGGGCCACGGGACCAUCGUCCAGGCAAAGGCUGUCAGGCAGCUCUUCAAGUCUGCAGACUCCAGCAAGCGGCCCCCCACCUUGGCAGGCCAGUUCAAGCAGUCCCUAGACAAGCUGAUGAAGAUCCUGACCAACUGCCAGCCCUACUUCAUCCGCUGCAUCAAACCCAAUGAGUACAAGAAGCCCCUGCUCUUCGACAGGGAGCUGUGCGUCCGGCAGCUGCGCUGCUCGGGGAUGAUGGAGACGGUGCACAUGCGCAAGUCGGGCUUCCCCAUCCGCUACUCGUUCGAGGACUUCUCGCAGCGGUUCCACGUCCUGCUGCCGAGCGCCCAGCGCCUGGAGCUUCAAGGCAAGUUUCGCCUGAUGGCCCUGCGCAUCGCCGAAAGGCAGCUGGGGAAAGACGAAGACUGGAAAGUGGGAAAGACCAAAAUUUUCCUGAAGGAUAACCAGGACACUCUGCUGGAGGUUCAGAGGAGCCAGGCCCUGGACCACGCUGCGGUCAGCAUCCAGAGAGCUUUGCGAGGCUACAAAUACAGGCAGGAGUUCGUGAGGCAGAGGCGGGCAGCCGUGACCAUCCAGGCCGCGUGGAGGGGCUAUUACAGCAGGAGGAACUCCAAGCUGAUCUUCCUGGGUUUUGAGCGCCUGCAGGCCAUCGCCCGGAGCCACCUGCUGGCGAAGCAGCACCAGGCGUUGCGGCGGAGGAUGGCCCGGCUGCAGGCCCUCUGCAGGGGCUACCUGGUGCGCCAGCAAGUCCAGGCCAAGAGGAGGGCGGUGGUGGUCAUCCAGGCGCACGCCAGGGGUGCCGCCGCCCGGCGCCGCUUCCGACAGCAGAAAGCCAAUGGGCCUCUGGUCAUCCCGGCUGCAAAGCCAAAGAGCCCGACAGCUGUCCCCACCAGGAAGCGGAAGUCCAUCUACGACAGUGUCACUGACACGGAGAUGGUGGAGCAGGUGUUUGGCUUCUUGCCUUCCCUUAUGGGCGGGCAGGAGGGCCAGGCGCCCCCGUGCUUCGAGGAGCUGGAAGCCAGGACCCAGAAGCUGCCUGAGGUUGACCUGGACACGGUCCCCAUGAUGGAGGAGCCGGAGGAGGACGUGGACGGCCUGGCCGAGUACACCUUCCCCAAGUUUGCCGCAACCUACUUCCAGAAAUCGGCCAGCCACACGCACAUCCGGCGGCCCCUCCGAUACCCUCUGCUCUACCAUGAGGACGACGCUGACUGCUCGGCCGCCCUGGCAGUGUGGUGCAUCAUCCUGAGGUUCAUGGGUGACCUUCCAGAGCCAGUGCUCUUUGCCAGGAGCACCCUGCAGGACCGCUCGGUCAUGCGGCAGAUCCAUGACGCCCUGGACGGGGAGAGUGGCACCCAGCCUCCACGGCGCAGCGGAUCCACACAGAAGCCCAGCCACAGGGACAGAGGGACCAAGGAUAUCUCCUCCAUGAAGCUGAAGCGGUCCUCCCAGGUCACGGGCCAGGUGGCCAGCCAGCUGAGUAUUGGAGAAGAGCCCUUUGAGCAUGACGGCCCCAUCUCAGACCGACCCAUGUCCAACCUGGAGAAGGUGCACUUCAUUGUGGACUACGCCAUCCUGCGGCCUGGCCUCAGGGAUGAGAUUUACUGUCAGAUCUGCAAGCAGCUGUCAGAGAACUACAAAACCAGCAGCCUGGCGCGGGGCUGGAUCCUUCUCAGCCUGUGCCUGGGCUGCUUCCCGCCCUCCGAGAGGUUCACGAAGUAUCUGCUGAACUUCAUUGGUCAAGGGCCAGCCGGCUACGGGCCCUUCUGUGCUGAGCGCCUGAGACGCACUUGCGCCAACGGGGUGCGCACAGAGCCCCCGGCCUCGCUGGAGCUGCAGGCUGUCAAGUCCAAGAAGCACAUCCCGGUCCAUGUCACCUUGGCGACUGGAGAGAGCCUGACCGUCACAGUGGACUCCGCCUCGACGUCUCGGGAAGUCUGCCUGCACAUUGCCCGUAAGCAGGGCCUCAGCGACCACCUGGGCUUUUCCCUGCAGGUUGCCGUGUAUGACAAGUUCUGGUCCCUGGGCAGCGGGCGCGACCAUGUGAUGGACGCCGUGGCCCAGUGUGAGCAGCUGGCCCGGGAGAGGGGCGGGAGCGAGCGCCAGGCGCCCUGGCGCCUCUACUUCCGGAAGGAGUUCUUCACCCCCUGGCACAACUCCCGGGAGGACCCCGUCAGCACCCAGCUCAUUUACCGUCAAGUCCUCCACGGAGUCCGGUCCGGAGAGUACAGCUUCGAGAAGGAGGAAGAGCUGGUGGAGCUGCUGGCCCAGCAUUGCUACGUGCAGCUCGGUGCCACGGCGGGGAGAGAGGCCAUCCAGGUGCUGCUGCCCAGCUGUGUCUCCUCCAAGCUGUACAGGACCAAGCCCCCAGACACGUGGGCCAGCCUGGUCACCGCUGCCCACACCAAGGCACCAUACACCCAGAAGCGGGCCACGCCGCUGGCCGUGCAGGAGCAGGUGGUGGACACCGCCCGUUUGCAGUGGCCGCUGCUCUUCUCCCGGCUCUUUGAAGUCACCACACUCUCAGGCCCCCGACUGCCCAAGACUCAGCUGAUCUUGGCUGUUAACUGGAAGGGGCUGUACUUUCUGGACCAGAAAGAGAAGAUGCUCCUGGAACUCUCUUUCCUAGAGAUCAUGAGUCUCAUCACCGACAGGGAGGCCCUGGGUGGGCAGAAACUGUUGCUGUCCACGCUGCACGAAGAGGAACACGAAUUCAGGUCCCCUAGCAGUGUGGCCAUCGCCGAGCUGGUGGCCUUGUUUCUGGAGGGCCUGAAGGAGAGAUCCGUAUUCACCAUGGCACUGCAGGACAGGAAGGCCACAGAUGAUGUCACCCUCCUGCCCUUCAAGAAGGGGGACUUGCUGAUCCUGACAAAGAAGCAAGGACUGCUGGCCUCUGAAAACUGGACCCUGGCCCAGAAUGACAGGACGGGCAAGACGGGGCUGGUGCCCACCGCCUGCCUCUACAUCAUCCCGACAGUCACCAAGCCCUCGGCGCAGCUGCUGAGCUUGCUGGCCAUGUCACCAGAGAAGCGGAAGCUGGCGGCCCAGGAAGGGCGGCCUGCAGAGCUGCCCCUGGAGGAGCAGCCCGAGGAGAAGCUGCACACCCUGGAGGAAUUCUCCUAUGAGUAUUUUAGGGCCCCGGAGAAGGAGGCGGUCAGCAGGGCCAUGUUCCCCGCAGCCCAGGCCCGGGGCCACCUGUGGACCCACUCCGUGGAGCCUCUGAGGCAGCCUCUGCUCAAGCGUGUUCAUGCCAACACUGAGCUGCGGGAUGUCGCCUGCCAGAUCUUCAUCGCCAUCCUCAGGUACAUGGGCGACUACCCCUCCCGGCAGGCCUGGACCUCCCUGGUGCUCACCGACCAGAUCUUCUCGGGGGCCCUCCAGGAGGCAGCCCUGCAGGAUGAGGUCUACUGUCAGAUCCUGAAGCAGCUGACACACAACACCAAGAGGUACAGCGAGGAGCGGGGCUGGCAGCUGCUGUGGCUCUGCACAGGCCUCUUCCCGCCCAGCAAGGCGCUGCUGCCCCACGCCCAGAAGUUCAUAGACAGUCGGAGGAGGAGGGCGCUGGCCCCCGACUGCAGCCGCCGCAUUCAGAGGGUCUUGAGGACAGGGCCCCGGAAGCAGCCCCCUCACCAGGUGGAAGUGGAGGCUGUGGAGCAGAACAUCUCCCGCAUCUGCCACAAGAUCUACUUGCCCAAUGACACCAGCGAGAUGCUGGAGGUGGGCACCAACACCCGGGUGCGGGACGUGUGUGACAGCGUCGCCGGCCGGCUGCGGCUGGCCUCCUGGGAGGGCUGCAGCCUCUUCAUCAAGAUCGCCGACAAGGUCAUCAGCCAGAAGGAGGGAGACUUUUUCUUUGACUCCCUGCGGCAGGCGUCUGACUGGGCGAAGAAGAGCAAGCCCCAGAAGGAAGGGGCCCCUGUGACGCUCCCCUACCAGGUGUACUUCAUGCGGAAAUUGUGGAUCGGCGUGGCCCCGGGGAAAGAUGUGAACGCGGACGCCAUCCUCCAUUACCAUCAGGAGCUGCCCAAGUACCUGCGUGGGUUCCACAAGUGCUCGCGGGAGGAUGCUGUCCACCUGGCAGGCCUCAUCUACAAGGCCCAGUUUGACGAUGACCGGUCCCAUCUAGCCAGUAUCCCCAAGAUCCUGAAGGAACUCGUGCCUGAGAACCUCACACGCUUGAUGUCCUCGGAGGAAUGGAAGAAGAGCAUCCUCCUGGCCUGUGACAAGCACAGGGACAAGACGGUGGAGGAAGCCAAGGUGGCCUUCCUGAAGUGGAUCUGCCGGUGGCCCACCUUCGGGUCUGCCUUCUUCGAGGUGAAGCAAGCCUCGGAGCCCUCCUACCCGGACAUCAUCCUCAUCGCCAUCAACCGGCACGGGGUUCUGCUCAUCCACCCCAAGACCAAGGACCUGCUCACCACCUACCCCUUCAACAAGAUCGCCAGCUGGAGCAGCGGCAGCACGUACUUCCACAUGGUGCUGGGGAGCCUGGGCCGGGGCAGCCGCUUGCUGUGUGAGACCUCUCUGGGCUACAAGAUGGACGACCUGCUGACCUCGUACGUGCAGCAGCUGCUGAGCGCUAUGAACAAGCAGCGGGGCCCCCAGGCCCCGACCCCAGUGCACCCAUAGCAGCGGGGGCUCUCGCCCAUUCAGCCUCCCUCCCUAGUUGGGGGUCCUGGUGGUCCAGGGCCUGCCCUUUGCAGGCAACCUCUCAUGUCACCCCCUCCCCAGAAUAUGCCCCCCCACACCUCGGCAUCCCAGGGGGCCCCUCCCCAGGUGCUGACUUCAAGGGAGCCUUCAGGCCAAUGGGUGGACGGCAGAGACCCCCUCCCACCAAGAAUGUUCAAUAAAAGUUCCCGGAGCAGCG